This is a messenger RNA of Cynara cardunculus var. scolymus (artichoke), 1146 nucleotides long. RefSeq lists its product as uncharacterized. The record is from RefSeq and is a predicted model, not a curated record. NCBI's taxonomy places the organism in Eukaryota, Viridiplantae, Streptophyta, Magnoliopsida, Asterales, Asteraceae. The transcript has 2 exons. Bases 1 to 1146 code for a protein of 381 amino acids.
AUGUCAAAUUCAUCCAUGACUGAAUCUUGUGUUUUCUGUGGUGAAAAUCAUUCUUAUGAGUUUUGCCCUGGAAACCCCGUUUCGGUAAAUUAUGUUGGGAACCAUACUAAAAAUAGCCCAUUUUCUCCCACAUACAAUCCAAAUUGGAGAAAUCAUCCGAAUUUUUCAUGGGCCGGAAAUUCUGGACUUCAACCCCCCGGGGCAACCCAAGUCCAAAAUCGACCUCCGAAUCCCCCGGGAUUUCAUCAAGGUGAUCAUCACAUGCAAGGUGGUCAUCACAUGUACCAAAAUGGGCAAUCUUCACAAUCACAUGCACCUAGGCAACAAAACACAUCGGAGAUUCUGUUUCCUCCAGCUGAAGUAACACAUAAUCCAGUUUCUGUCCAAGAAACAGCAGCUUUGCCCAGUUCCAGCACCACCCAGUCUCCACCUGACACUGCUCAUAAUGGGCAGAAAGUGCCCACUCCCCAACAAAAAAAGACCGGUCCAACAGAUUUAGAUCUGAGAGAUUUACCUUUUCCAGGUAGGAUGAAAGCCAAAAAUGUGGAUGUACAGUUUAAGAAGUUCUUGGACAUCUUUAAGCAACUCCACAUUAGCAUACCUUUGGUAGAAGCUCUCGAGCAAAUGCCUAGCUAUGUUAAAUUUUUGAAAGAUAUCCUUAACAAAAAAAGAAGGCUAAGUGAAUUUGAUACCGUGUCUUUGACAAAUGAAUGUAGUACCCUUCCUACCUGCAAAAUUCCCCCAAAAUUAAAAGACUCGGGAAGUUUCACCAUCCCGUGUUCAAUUGGAGGGAAAGAAGUAGGUCAUGCCUGGUGUGACCUUGGAGCAAGUAUAAAUCUCAUGCCUUUGUCCAUUUUUAAUAAAUUGGGAAUAGGGGAAGUCCGACCAACCACCGUGACUUUGCAAUUAGCGGAUAGGUCUUUGGCGUAUCCAAAAGGCAAAAUUGAAGACAUUUUGGUUAAAGUGAACAAAUUCAUUUUUCCGGCCGACUUUCUAGUGUUAGAUUAUGAAGCCGAUAGGAAUGUUCCGAUCAUUUUAGGAAGACUCUUUCUUGUUACGGGUAAAACAUUGAUUGACGUACAAAAGGGAGUUAACCAUGAGAGUGAACGACCAGCAGGUGACUUUCAAUGUGCUCAAAACUCUUAA